GCUUCUCACUACGGAUACCAAAACAGAAAAGCGGCUUCCGUUCCUUAUUUUCUUCAAACACUGACUCUCUCUCUCUCUCUCUGAGGACUCGGCUCUUGAUCUGCAACUGCAGUGCUCGUUUUCUUUCUUCGUUAUUCAUCUUCUGUGAUCAAUCAAACUACCGGUAAAUCCAGCCGAAGAAAAUGAGAGAAAGGAAAGAAAAAUCUCUUGUUUUUUUUUUGAGGUUUUAUCAUCUCUGGUUUAUGAGAGUUUCAUGCACUUCGCAUGGAAUUUCGAGUAAGUUUAUUUGAAUUCUAUUUCUAUUUCACUGGUUAUGGUUGAAUUUUGGAUGGCCUUCUGGUUUCAUGUACCUACAUUGUUUAUUUAUCUUUUCUCGAAUGUGUAUGAGAGGAAUUCAGGGUAGGUUGAAUGCAUGCAAGUUAGUCUUCAGUUGGAAACGGGAAUGGUGCACAAUGGUUUUUAGUAAUUUAGUCCAUUUUGGGGAUAUUGAAGGUUCAUGCAUUUAGGUAAUGGUUUCAGAUUGGAGGGUGCCAUGUGCUAAGUUAGUUGGUUUUUCUUUUGGAAUCAAUGAGAUGACGAGUUCUACGGAAGAAGAGGGGAGAAAGUUGAAGUUAAUCUGUUGUCCCUUGAGUAGUUCUAAAGGUCGAUUGGAGGAUACAAAGAAGGGGAAUUUUCAUGGUUCUUCCUGGGAAAACAAUGUAGGAACAUGUUCUACUGGAUGUGGAAGUGGCCUCGGGUUCUCCCGCUUCUCCUCCUUGCGUGGAGGGUUUUGUGGGUUUUCGGAGGGUGUUAAUUUGAAUAAGAAAGAAGGGAGGCUUGGUAUGAAUGGAAAGAGAGAACAUGACACCUCACGGAAAAACCAGAAGAGAGCUGCAAUGGAAGAGGAUCCUGAUUGGUUUCCCGAACAAGAGAGCUUCAUUCAAUUGCCAGGGACGAAGAACGGAGGUGAUUCUGUUGGCAAAAGAUCAAAUAUGAAAUGUAAUCAAAAUGGAAAGAAUCAAUGUGGAGAACAUGAUGGAUUGGAUGUUCCUAUACCUGGAGGGCAACCUACACUUGCACCUAAUAACCUCAAGCAUCUUUUGUUGUCGGCUGGAUGGACAGUCGUUUCUCAACAAAGUCUCAGUGAUCUCCUAUAUGUCUCUCCAUCGGGUUCUGCUUAUGGAUCUCUGCCCAAAGCUAUGGAGGCCUUUUCUCUUGAUGCUUCUGAGUUCAGAAAGAAGGAACAGGGCUCAUACCCAUCAGCGUGUAGUGGUAGCAUUUGCAGCUACUCAAAUAUUCAUGAACAUUCUUUAGGCAGUAAACAUGUUGUCAAAAAUACGCCUAAGGUGAAGGAAACAGUUGAUCAAAUGGCCCAAAUAGGUGCACCUGCCAAACCUGUAAACAUAGAAGAUAUUCUGUUUUGGGACCGGGAUAAGAUUAAGGAUUAUUCAACAAACCCGGUGGAAUUGGUGUCCAGUGGAGUGCACAAUAUGGUGGCCUGCCGCAAGGUAAGUAAGGAAGCACAGUCUUGCAUAAAAAAUGGAAGCUUUAGUAGUGAUACAAAGAAAUUGAAUUAUAACACUGUGCUGAUGUCAAAAGCUAAUCAUGAUGAUGAUGUUGAGAUACAGCAAUGUGACAGUUCUAUUGGAGUUUUGCAGUCUGUGCUUAUCAAUGGGAAAGUUGUUCCUGUAGGUGAUAAAGUUGAGACUGAAAUAAAGAAAGAUGAAGAUUUCUUAAAAUCGUCAAAAUGUGAAGAGUUUAUGAAAGGGAGUCUGCUUCUACAGAAACCACAGAAUCACAAAGAAACACUGGAAGAAGCUUUGCCAGAUCCUCAUGAAACAGGAUGUAAGCAAAUAUCUGGUCAGGUGAACCAAGAAAAGAAAAACCCCAAUGGGUGUGGUGGGGCAGUGAUCAAGGAUAAACAAAGCAAUGUUAAUAUAAUUGAGGAUACCGAGUUGCAUGGAGUUAGGAGGUCUAAACGUAUCAAUGGGAGACGUGUUCCUGUAGAUACCGAAUUGAAUUUAGAAUUUUGGGAUGAUGAUUAUUAUCUAGAUUCAUGUGGUUCUGUGAAAAUUUUUACAACAGAUACACGUCUGGGAACACGAGCGCCUGAUAACGAAAUUGACAAGGAAGCUUCUCCUUUGCCAAAAGAAAUUAGAUAUAAAAAGGGGACUGAGGUGUUCUCUGGCUUUGCAGAUGCGAGCACACUACUAGAGAAGCAGAAGCCUGAUAUGAGUGGGAGCUCUACAGAAAUACACAAGGGGUUGGUGUUUCAGCAGGAAGAUGAGAGCACCUCCAUGGACUUGUUGAGUCGGGAUAUGCUACCACCGGAGCCAGAGACUGAUUGUGAAAGUGACAGUGAAAUGAUACCAAAGGUGAGGGAAAGGAGGUAUAGAGAAGUACAUGAUAUUAUGGCAUCCUGUAUGGCAGAUAGGAAGGCAAAAUCCAAGGCAAAAUCCUGUACUGACUGCUCAAGUGACGGAGCCCAAAAGUUGGAUUCCACCGGUGCAUUGGUAGUAAAUAAUGGUAAAGACAGAAAUGGUAAUAUACAUCAGCACCAUGAGAUGGUUGAACUAAGGAGGUCUGCACGGAUUAAUGGAAAACAUGUUCCAGUAGAUGGUGAAUUAGAUAUUAGUAUGUGGGACUUUGAUGAUUUUAUAGAUUUAUCAAGUUUUGUUGAUGACAAAGUGGAAAAGAAGGAUAUGGAAAAGUCGGAAAACUCAAAUUCUAAAAUGGUAGACAUUGUGUUUUGUUUGCCUGCAAGUGGUUAUGCAGAUGACAGAUUUGGAAAGAAGUUCAAGGAAAGGUCAGCCUACUCAAGUUAUGAAAUGGAAGACAUUGUGGUGGCUUUGCCUGCUCCUGGUUUUCUGAAGCUAGCUGCUGCAACGAAAUCUGAUUGCCAAAUACCUAGAAAUCAGGGACCGGUGGAGCAAACUGCCACAACAAAUUCUGGUAACCCUAAACCUAGAAAUCAGGGGCAGUUGGAUGGUAAUGGCACUCUGUGCUUGCAUGGGGAGGUGCCAAAGAAAUGUGAUGGAGAAAAGAUUCCAGUUGCUGAGCAAGGGUAUUUUUUGUUACUGAAUAAUGGGACUAAAGCUUUGAAGCAAACUGCCCCAUGGAAAUCUGAUAACCAGAAACCUAGAAAUCAGGACCAGUUGGAGCAAACUACCACAAGGAAAUCUGAUAACCAAAAACCUAGAAAUCAGGAGCAGAUGGAUAGUGAUAGCCUUCCAUGUGUGCAUCGGAAGAAGAAAUGUACUGGAGUAAGGACUUUGGUUGCUGAGAAAGGGGCUCCUUCGUUACUGCGUAACGGGACAAAAGUUCUGCUAACUGAGAAGCGGCCACCACUUUCCCCAAGCAAAAGGAAGCCAGUCAAAUGUAAAUAUUCAAAUGGCAAAAAAAAGAAAAAGAGGAGUGGUGGGUGUGGUCUUGUGGUGAGGAGAACUGUUAAGGGUGACCAUGGAAAACAUAUACGGUCUGAAACAAAGUAUAGCAUAUUAUCUUGGUUAAUCGAUAACGGUAUAUUGGCCGAAAAUGAAAAAGUUGUUUAUAAAGCAAAGAAUGGUAAAGGUAAUAUAACAAAAGGCUGCAUUGUUAGAGGUGGAAUCCGAUGUAACUGCUGCAGAAAAGUUUGGUCCUUGUUAGAGUUUGAAGAUCAUGCUGGUAGUAAUAUUCAUCAACCAUGGAUUAACACUUAUCUCAUCUCUGGGAAGUCACUGAUGCAGUGCCAGAGUGAAGCAUGGGAGAUAGAAAAGAAAGAAAGAAAGGUUGGUUUCCAUACUGGAAGAGCUGGUGAUGCAGAUCCUAGUGAUGAUACUUGUGGGAUUUGUGCUGACGGAGGGCACUUAAUAUGUUGUGAUGGUUGCCUGUCAACCUUCCACCAAGAGUGCGUGAUGCUGAAGUUGGUUCCUGAAGGCAGUUGGUACUGCCCAUUUUGUAGAUGUGCAUUCUGCAUGCUGGCUGAUAGUGGACAAAAUAAACCUGAUUGUGAUUUUAGCAUGUUCAGCUGUAACCAAUGUGGAUGUAAAUAUCAUAGAGAUUGUAUUUUGGAAAAAGAUAAGGACGAGAUUUUAUCUUUCUGUGGAGAAAAUUGCAAGAAGGUAGCUACAGAGCUUUCAGAUAUACUUGGUGUUUCAAACCCUCUGGACGGAGGUUUUUCCUGGACUCUUUUAAAACGUCUGGAUGAAGAUGAAGAUGAUGGUACCAACUCAGAUCAAAGGCUAUCUUUUAUCAUGGAAUGCAAUGUAAAACUUGCCUUGGCUCUUUCUGUACUCGAGGAGUGUUUUGUUCCUUUAGUGGAUCCAAGAACAGGUCUAGAUAUGAUUGUGCAAGCAGUUUAUAAUUGUGGAUCAAAUUACAACCGACUUAACUGUGAAAGAUUCUACACCAUGGUUUUGGAGAAGGAUGACGAGAUAAUUUCAGUAGCAACAUUAAGGCUCCAUGGGACACGUUUAGCAGAAAUGCCCUUCAUUGGAACACGGCCUAUAUACAGGCGGAAAGGCAUGUGCCGUCGCCUCUUCAAUUCCAUUGUAAAGAUGUUGUCCUCGUUACAUGUGGAGAAGCUUAUUAUCCCAGCAAUUCCUGAUUUGCUGGGGACCUGGAUGACAUCAUUUUCCUUCAAACCUUUGGAGUCAUCUCAUAUAGAAGAGAUUAGGAAUUUGAAUAUGAUGAUUUUUGCAGACACGACGUUACUGCAGAAGUCGUUGCGCAACAUGGAGACAAAUGAAGCUAGUGAUAAAAAGCAGGUUGGCAUUGUCAGCGGUCUAGAGAAAGUGACUGAACAGAAUUCAUUAUCUACAGCAUGUUGUUGGCAGCCAGAGUGCUGAUGAUCAAAUACUUUUGUACCGUCGUAGACUUGACUAUACAAUACAUGAGCUAAAUGCUAUUGGUGGAUGAUCAAACGGUCCUCUUUUUGUUGAUGGUGCACUAUUGUGCAUUCAGGAGCUUCUAAUGGAUCAAUUUCUGAAGUUGUGUUGGCCAAAAACACAUCCUUUGAAACGCGAGGAUGGUGCCACAAAAUAUUGUAACUGGAGACAAUCAAAUAACGUUAGUUGAUAAUCUUCUAGCUGAGACUAUUUUGGAGUCUGACACCAUUUACUGUAUCAAAUGGAGUUGUCUUGAGAUGGAUACCAAGUGCUGAUGAAUUUUAAGGAUAGCUAUGCUGAUUCUACUCUGUACCCUCUGUUGAUAGCCUUCUUAGCAUCAGAAGCUGAAAGCCUGGUACUAGUUUUGUCUUUCCAAUUCCCGGUAUCCUUUUUGUUUUUAGCCCCUUCUGUAUAUCGAGAAUAUUCCUAAUUAAAAUGUUCUUCUGCUUUAUUCUA
Messenger RNA from Macadamia integrifolia, 5300 nucleotides. RefSeq lists its product as uncharacterized. Gene Ontology annotation, molecular function: transcription corepressor activity. Lineage: Eukaryota; Viridiplantae; Streptophyta; Magnoliopsida; Proteales; Proteaceae. The record is from RefSeq and is a predicted model, not a curated record. The transcript is spliced from 8 exons. Bases 510 to 4805 code for a protein of 1431 amino acids. Gene Ontology annotation, biological process: negative regulation of DNA-templated transcription.